This is a messenger RNA of Archocentrus centrarchus (flier cichlid), 1162 nucleotides long. It is a transcript of the gene prokr1a, whose product is annotated as prokineticin receptor 1a. The transcript has 3 exons. Lineage: Eukaryota; Metazoa; Chordata; Actinopteri; Cichliformes; Cichlidae. Gene Ontology annotation, cellular component: plasma membrane. Gene Ontology annotation, biological process: neuropeptide signaling pathway. The record is from RefSeq and is a predicted model, not a curated record. Gene Ontology annotation, molecular function: neuropeptide receptor activity. Bases 50 to 1162 code for a protein of 370 amino acids.
AGAGCGGAGAAGAAAGCUGCUUCAGACGAUCAUGCUGACUUGAUCCAAAAUGGCCAACUCGACCAACAGCAGCUCAGCUCUGACUGACUACUUCCUGGCCGGUGACAUGCUGGACUACGAGGUUCCACUAGGUGAGACCCCGGACACCACGCAGGGCCGAGCCUUCUUCGUGGCCACGAUCAUCAUCGGCGCAGUGCUGGUGGGCAUCAUGCUGGUCUGCGGGGUGGGGAACUGCCUCUUCAUCGCCAGCCUGGCCCGCUACAAGCAGCUCAGAAACCUGACCAACCUGCUCAUUGCCAACCUGGCCGUGUCAGACGUGCUGGUGGCGGUGAUCUGCUGCCCCUUCCUGCUGGACUACUACGUGGUGAAGCAGCUGUCAUGGGACCAUGGCCUGCUGCUCUGCGCCUCCACCAACUACCUGCGCACCGUCUCGCUCUAUGUGUCCACCAAUGCUCUGCUGGCCAUCGCUGUGGACAGGUACAUGGCGAUCCUGCACCCUCUGAGGCCUCGUAUGAAGCAUCAGACGGCAUACUGUGUGAUCCUGACGGUCUGGCUCGUCCCCAUCUUCAUCUCCAUCCCCUCUGCCUACAUGGCCUCAGAGACGACAUACCCGCACCAGGAAGGUCGUGCCCACAAGACCUUCUGCGCUCAGAUAUGGCCCGUGGACCAGCAGGUUUACUACCGUUCUUACUUCCUCCUCAUCUUUGCUCUGCAGUUCGUGGGCCCCGUGUCUGUCAUGGUCAUCUGCUACACCCACAUCUCCAGGGAGCUGUGGUUUAAAGAUGUUCCAGGUUUCCAGACGCAGCAGAUCCGCAAGAGACUCCAGAAGCGCAGAAGGACGGUGGUGGUGCUGAUUCUGGUCCUGAUGGCCUACAUCCUGUGCUGGGCGCCGUAUUACGGCUUCACCCUGGUGCGGGACUUUUACCCCACCCUCAUCUCCAGGGACAGGAACUCCCUGGUGGCCUUCUACAUCAUUGAGUGCAUCGCCAUGAGCAAUGGGAUCAUCAACACUCUCUGCUUUGUGAGCGUCCGAAACAACAGCAAACACCUGAAUAAGUCAGUAAAGUUUCCUCUGAGGCUGGUGAGCUUCGUGGCCACCAAGUCACUGUAUGAAGGGGAGGCACGGACAUCCUCCCUCCGAGUGACGGAGGAGGUCAGCUAA